Gossypium arboreum is the source of this 2059-nucleotide messenger RNA. RefSeq lists its product as uncharacterized. The transcript has 5 exons. The record is from RefSeq and is a predicted model, not a curated record. Lineage: Eukaryota; Viridiplantae; Streptophyta; Magnoliopsida; Malvales; Malvaceae. Bases 155 to 1951 code for a protein of 598 amino acids.
UACCUCUUCCUGGCUACCUUUCAUCUCUACGGUAUAUAAUAGAGUCCUACAGCUUUCUUUAGUUAGCAACUCAACUUGUUUUUCCAACUGCUACGCAGUAGCUGCUGCUUUUUAUCAGUCGCCGGCGUCGUGCUUUGAGGUGGAGGCCGGUUCCAUGGAACACACGGAAAGUCAGAGUUUGAAUUGGAAUUUUUACUCUUCACCCGUGUCGCCGUUUGGUAAAGGAUUUUUUGAUGAUGUCACGUUCACCGAUAACGGAACAGACCUUUUGCAGCCUGCCGACACGGUUCCAACUUGCUCAGCAUCGAUGAUAGUACCCAUGCCGUCGUUUCCAGAUGGGGUAGCAAACACUAACCCUAACGAGUUGUCACAGCAGAUUAAUUCUUCUGACAACUCUCAAAGAGACGUUGAAGGCGGAGUUGUCUGUACUGAACCAGAUCCAAAGCACUUGGAUCAUGCUGGUCAAGCUUCAAAUGGACGAAUUCACAAGGAUGAUGAAGCAAGGAUGCCACCAUUGGGAGACGCCAAUAGCCAAGAGGGAACAUCAUCUAGAGGUUGCAAUGAAAAGAAGCGAAAGGGUCCCCAACUCGAAGAAGCGGAGCAAGCUCAAAAACAGAAAAAAAGAGAAGCUGAUAAGAUUUAUCGGGCGAACCGUAAGGAGGAGUAUGAAAAGCUGAAAAAGAUACAGACAGACUACGAAAACCUACUGAAAAGAGUAACAAAAUGUGGAGGGAUCGACCAAAUCGAGUCAGUGAUUAACCACAAUAAUCACAUCAACUCUGAGUUACAGAAAUCAAUUGGAACCGAGCUUGGUCCACUACAGCAAAUGGAGUCCAGGUAUGGAGGAAUUGAUAGAAUGAAGUUCAUGUUGGACAAAUUUAAGGAAUUGGAGGCCAAGUAUGGAGGAAUUGAGAAACUGGAAUCCAUAUUGGAGAAAUUCGUGGAUAUAGAAGCUGACUCCAAUAAACUAAAUCAGAUAAAAUCUAUGUUGGGGAUUAAUGAAGCAGAGUUCAUAGUGGACAAGUUGAAGGGAAUGGCGGACGACUUACAUAAGUUGGACCAAAUAAAGUCAUUAUUUGGCGGAAUUGAUGAAACCGAACCCGCAAUAAAUAGAAUUAAAAAAAUGGAGUUGCAGUUGGAAAAGCAGAAGCCAAUGGUUAGCCAAAAGGAAGUUGAAUCAUUUCAGGCAUCUCCUGGUAGUCCACCGGAGAAGAGCGGAUCGCAGCCACUGGACUUGAUAGCCGACUUUGACAAUGUGCCAGAUAAUCUAAAUUUCUUUACCACUGUGAGUGGGACAGCCCCAAACAUGCAGUACAAUGAUGAGGAUGUGGAUCGUCUCAUCGCUCGAAUUACUGAUGAAAACAUUCCGAGCGACUUGGCCACCAAUAGCGUCGGGGAUUUAUUAGGAGGGGCGCGGGAAAGGGUUAACAAAUACGAAAUCCCGUCGUUGCUGGUCUCCACUGCUCAACAUAUUUUCAACGACCAUGGUGAUAUUACGAGAAAAUGUAAAUUGAGUGAUCUUACUGUUCAAACUAUAUUUGUUUUGUUUUGUGCUGCUAUCAAAGAGAUGGUUGAUUUGUCCCUUGAAAAUGUGAAUGUGGAGAUUAUAUGGAAGUUGAGACAUCCAAUCAUGGAUGCUAAACGCAUCGAAUUUGACGCCGAAUUUGCCAUGAAACGUUUAAUAACAAUAGUUCAUGGUUACUUUGGUCUCAAAGCUCGCCAGGACCGACAUAAAUUGGAACGAUGGGUAGCAAGUCUAAGGGCAGAUGACGAAACCUUGAGAAAGGGACUUGAAAAGAAGUCUCAAGAGAUACAAGACACCGAAGCCAAACUGAGACGCCUAGAAUCUCACAAAUGCAAGAUUUGCCUGGAAUCCAUGGAAAAAUUUGUGGCAAAGGAUUUAAAAUCUGUAACGCUUAGUCUGAGCCCAGUAGCCUCCAAUGAGACGUGAUUGUUAUAGGUUUUGGUGCAAAUGCACUAUUGUUAUACCUUUGAAUGCAUUUUAACUUUUUGGCCAUUAAAAAUUUUGAUCGUAAUAGACUUGAAAUUUUAGACUGAA